Enterobius vermicularis (human pinworm) is the source of this 3491-nucleotide messenger RNA. The record is from the annotation of a GenBank genome assembly. NCBI's taxonomy places the organism in Eukaryota, Metazoa, Nematoda, Chromadorea, Rhabditida, Oxyuridae.
AUGUUAGUUUAUCUUUUACUAAUUGAAACUUCAUUUUUCAGGCUUUCAGCUUUACUGCCUUUUCUGCCGCUUCUCAUGGAUCCUUUGGUUUGUGCUUUAAAUGGAAGCCCACCUAUUGUUUCUCAGGGCCUGCGCACUCUGGAAUUGUGUGUCGAUAAUCUUCAGCCGGAAUAUCUGUAUGAACAUAUGACUCCUGUAAGGGCACAGUUAAUGCAUGGAUUGUGGAAGGCUCUUUCAGACGGAGAUGCUGGCACUCAUCCACGUGCUUUUAAGAUACUUUGUAAGUUUGGCGGGUCGAAUCGAAAAAUGCUCUCCGAUCCUCAAGAACUAAUUUACAAUUCAAAAGUCUCACCGUUUUACCCUGCUUUUGAAUUGACAUUCCUCCGCACCCUUCCAACUGCAAUUGCUCCAGACGAUCCACGGUUCUCGGAAGGUGGAAGCGACCCUUUGCGUUGCUCUUUGAGCGUAAGAGAAUUGGUUGCAUCUGCUCUCGAGAACUUACGCUCUCCGUUUAUCUUGGAUCCUUCUGUAACUGUUUGCGCUUCCCCUAUGCAGCCUUCAACGCGUAUCGGCUACAGUUUAAGGCGCCACUCCUUUAUACUUGUGCGAAGUGUAAUUUUAUGUAGUUUUAUGCCGCGAAAUCCCAACUUGCUUCAGAACUCAUUGCUGAAAGAACGACUUCUUAGUGAACUUGAGGGCAUUAGAAAUGAUGCGCGUUCUUACGCUCAUAACACUUUCAAAUGUUCUGACAGUGAAUCUCGGUUGUUAUACAUUGAUGCUUUGCAAGGACUUUUCUGUUUGUUUUUUUUCUUAUAUUUUUUGGAUUUGACAUUCGACUCAGGGUAUUUUAAUUUAGACGCAUUCGUUUCUCGAGAUUUGAAAGAUGAAGCUGCUGAUUUGUUUAAUAGUGUUAUUCGUCAGUUAACAAUUCAAGCUGUGUUUGAACAUCGUGCAGAAGAACGAGGACUGAAAAAAAUCGAUUUUGAUGAAUGUAUGGAUGGAUCUGUGCUUGUGGAUGUGUUAAUGAAGGUCUUUGCUGACCCUUGUAAAGAGGUCUCAGACUCAGCAGUUCAAGCUUUAUCGCUAGUAAAGGAGACUUUAAUGACCUUAUAUGGUGUAGCAGGAAAGGCUCUGCAGUCUCCCUUAUUUCGAGAGCUCUUUUAUAAAUGUAUUUCUUUAUGUUACACUGAUGCUUGGUACGCUCGGCUUGGAGGGUGUUCAGCUAUUAACUAUCUUUUGACAGUAGCAACUCAAGAUAUGAUAAUUGAAAAUGCAAAAGAAAUUCUUUCUGCGCUCUUUGAGGUUAUCGUUGGUUUGAGCGAUGAAGUUUCUAGCUCAGCAGUUGACAUGUCUAUUAGUGCGCUUGGAAAGCUUUUGGAGGCAUGCUUUGCUAGUGGUUCUAAUCAGCUAGAUAAAUCCUUUGUUGCCGAGACUUUUGUUUAUCAGGCAGUUAAACAUCUUGCAGCUCCAUCAUCUGUGUUGAGGAACGAGUGUCGCAAGCUACUCUCCAAAAUUGCAUCAUUGAUGGAAGUGUCUUUAAGUGAACUACUUGUUCCCCAAAAGUCUACUAUUCAAGGCGAACUGCAAUCUGGUUAUGCAGAUUUUGUACGAUUGUCACUUUUCCAUCAGUCUGCAUUCUUGGAGUUUUUUGAGUUUGUUUAUUCACUCGAACCACCGUUAAUGGCAUUUUCUUUCAAUGGAGCUCUUGAAUCGCGAUUUAUUAACGAAUUAUUUUUUAUAUGUGACACUGACGAUUCUGUUUUGCUAAAGAAAAAUAAUUAUCAGCCGUCUCGGUUUGUUGAAGUCUCGGCUCUUGGUGGUAUAAGUGAUGCGAGCCUUGUACUGUUCAAGCAAGCAGUAUUAAAAGCAGUGCUUGCAUGUUAUGUUUCUUCUUAUUCUUACUUCUCUGUUCCACGAGUUUUGGAAGAAGAGAAGAACCCGGACACUGCUACCUGGGAACCAGUGGCGAUUAAGACUGAGGAAGGAACGGAGGCAAAUAACAGACUAAUGUCCAGUUCAUCAGAUUUUGACCAUUCUAAUUUGCAAGAUCAACUUUUUACCACUGCACUAAAAUUCAUUUCCAAUCACAAUUCGAAGCUUCAAGAAACUGCGUAUAGCGCUCUAAAGGAGUUGGCAUUGAAAAUACCGCUAAGGACAAAUCUGAUUCGCAGUCAUUUAAGUAGUAUUCUAACGUUAGUUGGAGGUGACACUUAUCGACCAAUAAGUAAAAAUGUGGCAUCUCAGUUGCAGUACUAUGCUAAGCUUGAUUUCAACGCGUUUGACGAAGACUUCAUUGCAAGACUGGAGUCUCAUAUGAGAUUUUGGCCUGAUCUUCUGCAAGAUGUAACUGUAGAUGAUAUUAGUUCAGCAUUAAAAAUUCUUGAAAUGCUUGCUGAAAUUCCAGCAGCCGGGCCCCAAUUUAUUGAAGUUCUGACCGUCACGUUUGCGCAUUGGGACACACUGCUUAAUUCACUCAAUUGGCGAAGCCCGUUAUUAAAGUAUCUUGUGAGGUAUCCUCUGGAAACAGUUCGUUUCUUUGUUUUGGAAGAAUGUGUAACCGAUGAAGGGAUCCAAAUUAUUAAACACAAGGAUGCAAGUCGUAUACGUGAGGUGCUAAUGGCUGAUAGCACCUACUUUUUACACCUUCUGCACGGGGAGACUUUAAGACGAGAUAACUCUUGGUCCAAAAGUGUGUUACAUUUAUGCGACAUGGAGCUACUUGCUUUAAAAUUAAUAGCUAGCGUUGGAGAAAGUCAUUUAAACUGGGCUUCUAGAGGUAGCGUGGACGUUGUCAAAACUGUUCAAGCCCUAUGGACUGACAAAGAUUUUCGAUCUAGAUACACAGCCAAAGACUUCAUAGAAGAACCACGUUUUGAAGUGCCAAAAUUAGCUGCAUUAAUCAUGCUUCGGUACUUCAGAGCUAAUAUCGACGAUUUGGGACUUCUUUACGAUCUGUGUUUCGUUUUCUUGAAUCAGUUUACCAGCGAUUUUAGUUUUUUUAGAAUCUUCGUUGAGGAGCAAAUAAUACCGGUUUAUUCAAUCGAAUGGCGUCAGAAUGCAUUGAAGUAUGUUGUUAGAAAAUUUGAAGAGGACCCUUCUUCUGCUCAUAACGAAAAUAUAGUGAAGAUGCUGCAAUAUGUUAUAAUUCCUUGUCUCCAUUAUGCUUUUGAAAGAUAUGAUGUUGAUUUGGUUGUCGGCACUCCUCCAAACCCUGACGUACCUGAUGAUAAAAACCUAAUAUCCUUAAUGUGCCACAAGGUCAUGAAUCGUUCAAAGUUUCAAAUGAGCGACUCCAUGUUGAUAGCAUUGUUCCAAUUGGGCUGUUUGUUUGUUAGCAAUUGCCCUGCUCACAUACAUAAUUUCGCUCAAAAGUAUGUUGCUUCUUUCGUUGGUUUUGAACUAUAUAUAUAUACAUGGCCAUUACACGCCAAAUCGCACAAGUGUGAACCUCGACCUCUCAGAUUUUUUUCAUUUUUUGGCCACUUGUAGCA